This is a messenger RNA of Chaetomium globosum CBS 148.51, 3225 nucleotides long. RefSeq lists its product as uncharacterized. The transcript has 3 exons. Gene Ontology annotation, biological process: microtubule-based movement. The coding region runs from base 1 to 3225 and encodes 1074 amino acids. Gene Ontology annotation, molecular function: microtubule binding; ATP binding; microtubule motor activity. The record is from RefSeq and is a predicted model, not a curated record. Lineage: Eukaryota; Fungi; Ascomycota; Sordariomycetes; Sordariales; Chaetomiaceae.
AUGGACCCUAAUGCUUCCUCUAUCACCGUCGCAGUUCGAGUGCGACCGUUCACCAUCCGAGAGGCUGCCCAACUAGUUUUCGACCCUCCCGAAGACAGCCCAGUUCAAAAGUUUACCCGAUCCGUCGUGCCCGCCGCCGGCAAGAAAGUCAAGGACCAGGUCUUUGCAUUCGACCGCAUCUUCGACCAAACUGCUUGCCAGAGCGACGUUUACGAAGGGACCACCAAGGGCCUGCUGGAUAGCAUCCUCGACGGCUACAAUGCCACUGUAUUCGCAUACGGCGCUACAGGGUGCGGCAAGACCCACACCAUCACCGGUACUGCCCAGCACCCUGGUAUCAUUUUCCUCACCAUGCAGGAACUCUUUGAGAAGAUUGGGGAAAGGAGUGGCGAGAAGACAACCGAGGUUUCCCUCUCUUACCUAGAAAUCUACAACGAAACGAUCCGCGAUUUGCUGGUGCCGGGCGGUAGUAAGCAGGGCCUGAUGUUGCGGGAGGAUUCGAACCAGGCCGUAACCGUUGCCGGACUCACCAGCCACCACCCGAAGGAUGUUCAGGAGGUCAUGGACAUGAUUGUGCAGGGAAACGAAUACCGGACUGUUUCGCCGACGGCAGCCAACGCCGUCUCUUCACGGUCCCACGCUGUGCUGCAGAUCAACGUCGCCCAAAAGGACCGGAAUGCUGCCGUCAACGAGCCCCACACCAUGGCCACGCUGAGCAUCAUCGAUCUCGCGGGUAGCGAACGGGCUAGUGCCACCAAGAACCGGGGCGAGCGGUUGUUGGAGGGUGCCAACAUCAACAAGUCGUUGCUGGCCCUGGGAAGCUGCAUCAACGCGCUUUGCGAUCCGCGAAAGAAGAACCACGUGCCGUACCGCAACAGCAAACUCACCCGCCUGCUCAAAUUCUCGCUCGGUGGUAACUGCAAGACCGUCAUGAUUGUGUGCGUGAGCCCAUCGAGUGAGCAUUUCGACGAAACUCAGAACACGCUACGCUACGCCAAUCGGGCCAAGAAUAUUCAGACCAAGGUUACCCGCAACGUUUUUAACGUCAACCGGCACGUCAAGGAUUUCCUGGUCAAGAUCGACGAGCAGAUGGCUCUCAUCAAAGAACUCAAGGCGCAGCAAAAGGAUGCCGAGAAGACCUUCUUUGUCAAGUUCCGAAAGCAGAUGGACAAACGGGAUGCCGUUGUUCGGGAGGGCAUUCUCCGUCUGCGUGCUGCGUAUGAACAUGCUUCUCCGGAGCGCCUCGAGAAGAUCAACUUCAUGAAGAAGCUGAAGGCUGUGGAGAGACGCAUCAGCCUCCUCUCCGCUUGGAUAGCUGCCUUUGACUCGGUGUGUGAUGCCCGGGGAGAUGAGCAAGCGAUGCCGUCCAACUUAGUUGCCAUGCGGAAGACGGCACAUGGCAUCUUGAUGGAACUGGAAAGCAGCAGGCACCACAUCCACCAAAGGAUAGAACGGACAAACUGGGAGCGCGCCUUGGAUACUGCCCUGAACCAUAGCAUCUCCCAGCUGCCGACGGGCGAUGGCGUUGUCGAUGGUUCGGAGCGGGAUACGCUGGCUAGGGAGGUUGAGAUGCUCAAGACAGGGUUCAUGCGGGAUGCCUACAGGGAGAUAUUAGAGCAGGACAAGGCCGGUGAUGCGGCUGUUCUGCAAGUACUUCUGACUGCCCAGUUCGACAUCUUGUCUUCCAUGUCGGAAACUCUGAGUAUGAGCGAGGAGGAGGCGGUUGCGCAUGCCAAAACCAUGAUUAGCCGCCUGCUCGAGACUGGCUACUCGGCCGCGUCUCACGUCGUCAAGCCCGAUGGCUCCAUGAUGCCCGUCGAGCUCUUCCCGCCGACCAAGCGGGGCACCCCCAAGAGGAAGAAGUCCAUCAAUGUAAACUCUAAGCCUAUCCCGGGUCCUGUCUUUUCGGCCGCGCAACAGCAGGCUAUCGCCUCGCCAGUCAAGGCGUCCCCUCGCCGUCGCAAGCUUGGCGCACGAAAGAGCGUAGCAUUCACCCCAGCCAAAAAGAAGGCGAGCGUCCGUUGGCGCGACGAUGAGAGCGAGCAGGGGACUUUGGCCGACUUCGAGAAGACUCCGCAGAAGUUUGCGUCGCCCGAUGAGCCAUCCCCUGAGAAGGCUCUUCCCACCCGACCUCCAGUACCUUCAUACCUCAAUCACAUCGACUCGCCAAAGAGCUCUAGCCCGACCCCAACCCCCCCUGAAGCAUCAUCGCUGUCCUUCACCAAGCCGAACCGAUUCCAAGCCGGCUUCCUCUCCAAGGGCCGACCACCUCAACAAAGCACCGGGAGUGCUAAUGGCUCGCCCGUGCCGCCGACCUUCUCCCUCAACCUGACCGGCUCUUCCGAUAAUGAAGACCGCCCGUCACCGUUACGUACCUUGCCCGUGAGCCGGGCUACUAACUCUCUUUCACCGGUACCAGCAAACAACGGCAGUCCCAAGCCUUCCACCAACUUGCUCUCCACUCUGACCGAGAACGGCAACGAAAACGAACCUCCACGACGCGCCUCCCCAUCCCGCCUCCCGCGCAUCUCAUACGGCUCAGGCUCCGAGUCGGACCUUGAUCCGCUUAAGAUCCGGUCCGCCCUGCACUCUGCCAAACGCCGCGAGCGCCUCUCUCUCCUCCCCAGCACGACCGUCUCCAGCGCCAAGCGCGUCUCGUCGGUGGGCUCAAACUCCGGCGGCAACGUCAGCGGCAGCGGCAGCAUCCCCUCCCACCACGGCGCCCACCGCCGCGCGUCCGCCAGCUACUCGGGCCCCGCCCACGCCAGCGCCAGCGCCUCCAACGGCAUCUCCCGCCACCGCCGAGGUAGUACCGAGCGCGGCGCCCGCCGUUCGCCCCCGAGGCCGAUCCCCAUCACCUGCUCGCCGCCCGCGUCGGCAUCGGCGGGGUCGUCGCCCGCGGGCGCCGGGCGCCAUCACGCGCAGGAUGGGAGCGCGUUUCUUGGUGGGCCGGGCCGCAAUCUUACGCCGGGCCAGGCCAGGCGCAUGAAUAUGGGGGGGAGCCUCAGGUCGGAGAGGGAGCGGGGUAGUCCUACCGCGCUAAGGAGUAUUGCUGCUGGUGUUGGUGCUGGCCCGGAGACGGAUGCUGCUGGUGUGGGUGGUAAGGCUAGGAGGAUUACCAUUGGUGCUGGGGGCGUGUUGCCGAAUUCUGGGGGUGGCGGUGGCAGUGGGAGUGGGAGUGGAGGGAGUGUGUUGAAGCCGCGUCCUAGUAUGGUGUGGAGGUAG